AUGACCUGGGUCAUGGCCGGGCUCGAGCUUACCCCUGGAAUAGGCGGUGUCCAGCCCAAGUUGGGCACAUACAAGUACAAUAAGCAACUGCCCCUUACAGUAGGAGACACUCCGAGCGUCGGGGAUUGCGCGACGAUCUCCGGCUUCCGUCAACGAGGGUCAGCGAACGGCCAGCAAGGGUGGCUCGCCCGACCAGAACCAAACCUGGAGGGUAGGGCGCACAGAGAUCCGCGUCCGCCUCAAAAAGCCAAUAAACCACCACAGAUAGGACCGAAAAGGGCUGAUAUUCAGCCAGGGUUGUGCCCCACCAAGGGCAAGAUAAAUUAUUUGACUUCUCCCUAUCAAUAA
Spodoptera exigua (beet armyworm) is the source of this 348-nucleotide messenger RNA. Lineage: Eukaryota; Metazoa; Arthropoda; Insecta; Lepidoptera; Noctuidae. The record is from the annotation of a GenBank genome assembly.